CUUAGCCGUAGACUGGGUCAACAAAGAGCUUUACUGGAUAGAAGAAAAUGACCAGCGGCUCAUGAAAUCUGAUCUAGAAGGUGGAAAUCAAAAGAUUGUGGUGCAAAACUCGACAACGUAUAACUUCACUUUUCCCAAUAACAUUGUCGUGGACCCGUGUAAAGGCCUCGUAUUCUUUGUGAGUAACUACGCAGUUUACCAAAUUGAGUCAAAAAAUGGAGACAUAACACAGGUUGAAGUAGAUGGGAAUGAAGCUGGAGUUAGGGAAAGAGGUGUAAGAACGAUAGCACUUGACAGAAUUAAUGAAUAUAUUUACAUCGCUGGGGAAGAAAAUGAAAGUAUUGGUGAAGAGACGGAAAACACUCAUUACUUAGCAAAAGUCGCCUAUGAUGGUAGUGAUAUUAAAGAAUUUCCAAUGAAGGGCAUGGGUGAUAUUUUCAGCAUGGAUGUGUUUAAUGGUACAUUAUAUUUAGCUGAAUAUAAAUCCGAAGGUGUUGUUCAUUCAACUGAACACCUGUUGUCAGUUAGUACGACUAUAUCUGAAAAACUAUCCACCACAAAACUGUUCGUACCAUGGAAAUAUUACCAGAGCAUUUAUAACGUGAAGAUGUACGGGCCGAGGAUUCAGACCUGUAGAGCUGACUAAAAGUAUCAUUUUUGCUGUUAUUGAACCAUUAUUUACCAAUUUAUAAAUUUAUUUACUAUUUACUGACAUCAUAAAGAAAAUGUAUAUUGUAUUUUGUAAUAAACAGUUAAUUUAUAGCUUGAACAGUAUUGUAUUCUGUGCAUGUC
This is a messenger RNA of Macrosteles quadrilineatus (aster leafhopper), 792 nucleotides long. RefSeq lists its product as uncharacterized. The record is from RefSeq and is a predicted model, not a curated record. Lineage: Eukaryota; Metazoa; Arthropoda; Insecta; Hemiptera; Cicadellidae. The transcript is spliced from 3 exons. Bases 62 to 646 code for a protein of 194 amino acids.